AGCACAAGAAACGCAGCGUUUCCAUUUUUUGGAGUGAAAACUCCUUCCUGCGAAUCCUGCGCAAUUCGUCUUCCUCCUCCUCCUCAAUGUAACUCGAAAAUUUUCAUUGUCAAAGAUAUAAGCCGUCUGCAAGAGCUACCCAAACGAGGAAAUUGCAGAAAAAUUCACACCAAUUAUCAAAGUUGUCUGAAACUGCACAUUCAAAGCUACAUCUGAAAGCAUCAUCAAUCAAUGAAGAUGCGAAGAGUGAAGCAGGAGAGCUCAUUCAUGUCCUCUUCUCAUUGAUUUUAUGGCCUCUACUCAGCAACAUCGUUGCGUCUUCGUUGGGAAUAUACCUUAUGAUGCAACUGAAGAACAGCUGAUUCAAAUUUGUGAAGAGGUCGGUCCCGUUGUUUCUUUCAGACUGGUUAUAGAUCGUGACACUGGGAAGCCAAAAGGUUAUGGAUUUUGUGAGUAUAAGGAUGAAGAAACAUCACUCAGUGCUCGCCGUAAUCUUCAGGGUUAUGAGAUUAAUGGUCGGCAGUUGAGAGUAGAUUUUGCUGAAAAUGACAAAGGCGCUGAUAGAAAUCGUGAACAGGGUAGGGGUGGACCAGGACUGGCUACAAAUGUUGAUGCUCAGAAGCAGGUAGGAAGCCCAGCUACCCUUGUGGAUGCAUCAUUUCAUCAGCCAAUUGGCCUACCAAUAGCUAUGACUGCUUCUUCUGUUAUGGCAGGAGCUCUUGGUGGUUCUCAGACUGGUAAGGUAAAUCAAAACGGUUUUCAGAAUCAGUCACUUAUUGGCAAUGACCCUUUAACGCAUCAUCUGGCCAACAUGUCCAGGAGUCAACUGAAUCAAGUUAUACAUGAAAUUAAGAUGCUUUCUAUGCAAAACAAGGACCUUGCACGUCAACUUUUGCUUGUGAGCCCACAGCUUCCAAAAGCUCUCUUCCAGGCACAAAUAAUAUUGGGGAUGGUGACACCACAAAUGUUGCAGAUGCCAAAUCUAAGGCAACAGACCCCAAAUCCAGCUGUUCCAACACCACGUCCUUCAAUGCAACAUACCCUACAGGGACACCGUCCACCUGUUCAGUCUCUUACCGGGUUGCCCUCUUUCACUCCAUUAUCCUCUGUGUCCCAGAAUCCUUUGGCACACAACCAGUUCUCAGCACCAUUGCCACUUCAUCCGCAACUGCGACCUCAGCAACCAAAUCUUAACCAGAUGGUCGCACCAUCACAAAGUACAGUUCCUGCGCAUUCUGGGCUUUCAUCACAUCUCUCUACACGUCCACAACCUCUAAGUGGACUGCAUAUGCCACCUGUAUCUUCCUCUUCAUUUAGGCCUGUUCAAGCUCCACCAUUGCAACAUCCAGGACAUGCUGGUAUUAAAACCACUCAAAAUGUAAACCUUCAGCCUACCUUUCAAAGCCACUCAGAUCCCGGAUAUAAGGUUGCCUCUUCAGUACGCCCGGCUUCGGUGGAGGCUAUUAAAAAGGACACUCCCGUACGUGCAAAAACUGCCAGGGACACAACUUUGGCAAGUCGGACAAACACCUUAAAGAACUUGGCGUCAGUAGCUUCGGUAUCUGAUCAUAAAGAUUCUCAAGAUCAGAUGGUUCGCCCUUCAAAAGUUAUGAAGUUGGAUAAUGAAAGAGGUACUCCUUUCUCAUCUGCUGGAUUAGCUACACCAAGCGCCACUGCCGUUGCAAGUAGCUCUGGUGCAGCUGGUCAAAGCUCUAGCCUAGAAGCGCAGAAUAUAGAGAAACAAGCCCCACAGUUUCCACCUGAUGUAGAUCCUGCUUUGUUGCAACAAGUACUCAACCUUACUCCUGAACAACUGAGUUCACUACCCCCUCAACAGCAACUACAAGUCAUUCAACUACAGCAGAUGCUCAGAUGAAACAACCACUCGAAAGAUCCUCGUCUUAACAUCUCCAAGUUCGUGUGUGGAUAAGGGAGCAGUUUUAGGUUAACACAUACGAGGGCAACCGGCUACGUUACCCGGACUCGAAUACCCAUAUCGGACACGGGUAAUGUGUCCAAGUGUCUGACACAGCUACUUUGUGAAAAAAAUUGCAUGAUUUUGGUCCAAAAUGAAGUGUCGAAUUGUCCAUACCCAUGUCCAAGUGUCGAGGAUCUGACACGGGUAUUUGAGGUAAAAUGAAGAGUGCUGGUAACAGAGCAUCUGAUUCUUUGUAAUUGUUGUGACUUGUGAGCCUUUAUAGAGAAAUAUACAUAAAUCAACUAUAAUCAUUUAUAGACAAAAGGUUAUUUUUUUGUAGUCAUGAAAUUUUGGUACCAAUACUCUUUCCUUUA
Molecule: messenger RNA, 2292 nt
Organism: Spinacia oleracea (spinach)
Lineage: Eukaryota; Viridiplantae; Streptophyta; Magnoliopsida; Caryophyllales; Amaranthaceae
Product: cleavage stimulating factor 64
Exons: 11
Coding region: 290-1876 (528 amino acids)
Biological process (GO): mRNA 3'-end processing
Cellular component (GO): mRNA cleavage and polyadenylation specificity factor complex
Molecular function (GO): mRNA binding
Source: RefSeq, a predicted model, not a curated record